Molecule: messenger RNA, 735 nt
Organism: Xiphias gladius (swordfish)
Lineage: Eukaryota; Metazoa; Chordata; Actinopteri; Istiophoriformes; Xiphiidae
Product: 5-hydroxytryptamine receptor 3A-like
Exons: 3
Coding region: 1-735 (244 amino acids)
Biological process (GO): monoatomic ion transmembrane transport; nervous system process; chemical synaptic transmission
Cellular component (GO): synapse; membrane; neuron projection
Molecular function (GO): neurotransmitter receptor activity; transmembrane signaling receptor activity; monoatomic ion channel activity
Source: RefSeq, a predicted model, not a curated record
AUGUCUCAUCCUAAAAUCAUUUUGAGACAUAGGUCAAUCCUCUAUGUGGUGAACCUCCUGAUCCCCAGCUGCUUCCUCAUUACACUGGACCUCUUCAGCUUCCUGCUGCCUCCACAAAGUGUGGGCCGGUCCUCCUUCAAGAUGACCCUCACCUUAGGCUACACCGUCUUUCUGCUCAUCAUGAAUGAUCUGCUGCCUGUCACUGGGGAGACAACACCUCUCAUGAAUGUUUUAUUCUCAGUCAGUCUGACUCUGAUGGUGGCCAGCCUGUUGGAGACAGUGUUCAUCACUAAUAUCCACUUCAGCUCCAGCCAGUACAGUGCGGUGCCUCAAUGGCUCAGCGUCCUCGUGUUGCAGUAUCUGGCUGUUGUCGUUUUUCUCCCUCCAAAGAAGAACAACCGCAUCACAUUCUUCCUUCAACCACCUGCUACAGACCCAGCAAUAAAUACCAGCAUCGUCUCUUCAAGAGAUCUUCAGAGCAUCUGUGGUGAUACACCUCCAGAGAAGCCCCUUCUGGAGCCGGCCCUUGAUGAAUUGCGUAAACUAAGCAGAGAUCUCAUGGCCAUCAGCCUCCAGAUGGACAACCACAUCCAGGGGACCAAAAGUUCACAGGAAUGGCAAAUGAUCAGGAUAGUCGUCGACCGUCGGCUGUUCGGCUUGUACAUUAUAUUCAUCUCGGUUAGCUCUAUCACCAUUGUAUCUAUCUGGAUCUGGAAUAACUCGUACGUAGGUUGA